Messenger RNA from Punica granatum (pomegranate), 2423 nucleotides. The record is from RefSeq and is a predicted model, not a curated record. Lineage: Eukaryota; Viridiplantae; Streptophyta; Magnoliopsida; Myrtales; Lythraceae.
AAAGGAGUUAAACCUCCAUCCAUGAGUUUCUGUGUUUCUCUGCCCCUCCGUUUAGUCUCCCUCCCUCCCUCCCUCUACAAGUAUAGCUUUCAAAGAACUGAACUCUUCUAUGGAGUUUGGAGCCAUUAAUGUGCAUGGUCCUCCUCCUCCUCAGCCCCAUCAUUCUUUUCCUCUACUAGCACCACUCCACUGCAGAUAGGGCACUUGAAUGCUUCUUGAUUGGUAAUGGUGGGCUGAGGUUACUGAUUCUGCUCUCUCCUGCUGCUACUUUAGUUGAUUCGGGUUCCGAGUUUUCUCUUCCGGGAGCGGACAAUUCGCCGGUUCUUUUCGGAUAGAGAGGAAAUUCGAGGACUUUGUGAUUGCUCUGGUUUGCCCCUAAGAAGAUGGGAUAGUUCCAUUUGAGUUGAGGAGGGUGCUUUUAAGAAAUUUGAUUCCCAUAUUGCGACUGUGUGUUAGUUUUCGAUGGAAUCUUCUUGGAUUUAUGUCUCAGAAGGGAAGGGAUUCGGGUCGAACAGUGAAUCCAUAUCGCCUCCGGAUUCGCUUUCGAGGAGCAGGAACCCGUUCCCCAAUGGGGAACUGGUAAAGACUCCUUCCUGUUUUGGGAAUCACAUUCUGAUCUCCGGAGGUCAGCCGCCAGCUGACAUGGGUCAACGUUGUUUCGGGCCAGAACUGGGGAUUCAGCAGAUGAUCGCGAAACAGUUGCCCUCUGAUUCGGGAUCCGAUGUUCUAACUGGUAGAUUUGGCGGCGGGAGAGAUAUGACCCCGAUCAUGGCUUCCCUGAAUGCCUUCUCUGAGGAAGACGACUCCACCUCGAAGUUCUCCAGUUCUGUGGUGGACUCCAACAGCCGAGACUCAUCCCUCAUUGAUCUGAAACUGGAGAGAUUCAACGAUAUUAGGGAUCACCACAGCUCAAAGUUCUCACGAAGAGGACCGGUCCUUUCUUAUCCCGAAUCUUCGGCUCCUUCCAAGAGAGGUCGAGCAGGAGGGAUAAGUUCUCAGACAGCUUAUUGCCAAGUUUACGGGUGUAACAAGGACCUCAGCUCAUCAAAGGACUACCACAAGCGGCAUAAAGUCUGUGAGGCCCACUCGAAGACUGCUAAGGUGAUCGUGAACGGCAUCGAGCAGAGAUUUUGCCAGCAAUGCAGUAGAUUUCAUUUGCUUGCGGAGUUUGAUGAUGGAAAGAGAAGCUGCCGAAAACGUCUCGCAGGCCACAACGAACGUCGCCGGAAGCCUCAAGUUGGUGCUCAUUCUGGUAGAAGCGGAAGAUUGCUCCAACCUUUCGGCAAUAGGUUCCAAGGGAAUGCCUUUGCACCAACCUCCUUUAUAUGCCAGGACAUUUUGCCCAAUGGAACCAACUUGAAUCCCGAGAAAUAUAGCACCCAUGACUUAUACGGGCGAAUCAAACUCGAGGACAGAGCAGAUUAUGGUGGCCCUUUAACAGCCAUUCCUCUCCCAAGCAGGCAUCUACAUUCUAAAUCCCCCAUUUCACCUUACACUAAUUUGGAAAAACAGUUCCCUUUUGCCCACGAAACUGGAGUCAGCUCUUCCACAUCAACGGGAAUCUUCAGCGGGCAAAUCUCUGCCUCGCGAUCCUUCUUUCAAGACUCUACAUUGGGGAGUGAGGACUUCUCGGCUUUCAACUCAGCAUCAGCCCUUCAGGGAUUCUCAGAAUCGGGUUGUGCUCUCUCUCUUCUGUCAUCCCCAUCUCAAAAUUCUUCUUCCUACAGCUUGAACCAGGUUUCGAAUAAGAUCAUGAGUGAGGUACCGAAUAAGCUGCGUACUUCCUCGGCGAUAAGUUCUGGAGAAGGAAACCAAACAAGUCCGAUUCUAAUCUCGGGUUGUGCUGAUACAGUUAAUUUUGAGAUUUCUGAAGGGAUUCUUCGAGCACCGGAGGUUUUACACGAGAAAGGCAAACUUUCCUGUGAUGAUGGUCCUACAAUUAGUCUGAGUCAGUUAUCUUCUCAGCUCCAUCGUGUAGAGCAUCAGAGACGGUCCAUGAAGGUGAAGCGGGAAGAUGAUCCUUUCUUUUGUACUAGGCUCACUUGAAGCUUUAAACGGGAAGCAAAGCAUCCGAUCACAGGGAACUGGAGAGAUGUUUUCCGGUAGAUUGGUGUGGAAUAGAAUAAACCGAAGUGACUGGACUUUUUCAACUGCCUGAUUCUAAAUUUUUUGUAUUUAAUCCUGUGAAUUGAGUUAGGGGCUCUCUAACCUCUUUCAGAGCAGAUUUAAAGGUCUGAACUUUGGAUUCCUAACGGUUAUUCAGUUGUAUAUCAGUUCUCAGUAGCUCCAUAGAUCUGCCCGAUUUAUGUCGGAAAAUUCCGCACUAUCAGGUUCAGGUCAGUUCUCGGGUACUAAUUUCUCCUCUGCAACUCACAUUACUGAUAAUCAACUGGGAAAUGGCUAUAAUCCAAAGUUCUCUUUCA